Camarhynchus parvulus is the source of this 1539-nucleotide messenger RNA. RefSeq names its product mucin-5AC-like. Bases 1 to 1539 code for a protein of 512 amino acids. The record is from RefSeq and is a predicted model, not a curated record. NCBI's taxonomy places the organism in Eukaryota, Metazoa, Chordata, Aves, Passeriformes, Thraupidae. The transcript is spliced from 6 exons. Gene Ontology annotation, molecular function: ATP binding; protein serine/threonine kinase activity. Gene Ontology annotation, cellular component: cytoplasm. Gene Ontology annotation, biological process: protein phosphorylation.
AUGCCCUGGGCAGUGUCCGAGCCCCCUCCGGCCACAACUGACCCCUUGACCAUGUCUGACCCCUCUCUGGCCACCUCCGGCCACUCUCCGGCCACUACUGACCCCUUGACCACCAUUGACCCCUGGUCAUGUCCGACCCUCCGGGCUUACCUGCUGGGACCCUCCGCUGACCGCUGGCGCGGGCCGCUGCCCGGCGGCCGGUCACCCGAUGUCCGAGUGGCGACUCCGGGCUUACCUGUGGGACGUCCUGGGGGCGCUGCUGACGCUGCACGGCCGGACGUGACCCACGGCGACGUGAAACCGGACAACGUCCUGCUGGACAGCUCCGGCCGCUGCCGGCUGGCCGACUUCGGAGUGACCACUGGACCUGGAGUGACCACUGGAGUGACCACUGACCCCAUGGCCGACUUCGGAGUGACCACUGGGCCCAGAGUGACCACUGGAGUGACCACUGGGCCUGGAGUGACCACUGGAGUGACCACUGACCCCAUGGCUGACUUUGGAGUGACCAGCGGGCCCGGAGUGACCACUGGAGUGACCACUGGGCCUGGAGUGACCACCGGAGUGACCGCUGGAGUGACCACUGGGCCCAGAGUGACCACUGGAGUGACCACUGACCCCAUGGCCGACUUCGGAGUGACCACUGGAGUGACCACUGGAGUGACCACUGACCCCAUGGCCGACUUCGGAGUGACCAGCGGGCCCGGAGUGACCACUGGAGUGACCACUGGGCCUGGAGUGACCACUGGAGUGACCACUGACCCCAUGGCCGACUUCAGAGUGACCACUGGGCCCAGAGUGACCACUGGAGUGACCACUGGGCCUGGAGUGACCACUGCAGUGACCACUGCCCCUGGAGUGACCCCUCCCCCCACAGUGACCAUUAACCGCACCGUGACCUUUAACCCCGCAGCGCCCCCUCCCCCCGCGGCGGGGGCGGGGUCACCGCGGGACGGGGGCGUGUCCCUGGGGGGGCGGGGCGAUGCCCGUUACUCCGCCCCCGAGGCGCUGUGUGGGCGGGGCCAGGGCCGCGCCCCCGCGGACAUUUUCAGCCUGGCGCUGACCGUGGCCGAACUGGCCGGAGAGCGGACACUGCCCCGCGCGGGGGAGGGGUGGAGCCGGCUGCGCCGGGGGGGAGGGGCCACGAGGAGGAGGAGGAGGCGGAGCCUGCUGCCGGCGGGGCUGGGGGAAGGGCUGUCCCCCGAGUUCCGGGCGGUGCUGGCGGCCAUGUUGGAGCCCAACCCCCACCUGAGGCCCUCGGCGGAGGAGCUGCUGGGCUGGGAGCUGCUCCGGGGGGCGGGGCGGUGGAGACCCCUCACCCGAUUGGCCGACGUGGCCCUCAGGACGAUCGAGGAUUGGCUGGAGGCCGUUCCCGCUUUUUGCUCCUCCCUCCGGCGCCGAUUUUGGGGUUGGGUUUGGGGUCCCCAGACCCCGCCCCGCCCCCCCCGCGCCGACCCCUGGAGCCUUCGCGAGGCGAGGAGGAGGAGGAGGAGGGAGCCCCUCCCCCACCCCGGACCCCCGGCGAACUUUGACCUUUGA